AUGACAGCCUUCGAAGAAUUAGUAAGCCAGAUAAAGUUAAUGAGAGAUGAGUUUUCUGGGCUACAAUCCUUAGUCGUAGAAGCUAGCACAAUUGUAAAGGACUUUGGGUUAAGACUCCAAAAUAUAGAGGAUAGGCUUUUGGAUGUGGAAAAAACCAAAGAACUUAUUAAUAAUUUACAAAGCAGAGUGGAUGUCUUAGAAUGUGAAAAGGAUGCGGCUGAGCAAUGGAAUAGAAUGAACAACGUUGAGUUAAAGGGAGUACCACAGACGGCGAAUGAAAACCUGCUUGAUUUAAUAGUAAGCAUAGGAUCUAAAGUAAAUUAUGCUGUGACUAAAUAG
Molecule: messenger RNA, 339 nt
Organism: Pieris macdunnoughi
Lineage: Eukaryota; Metazoa; Arthropoda; Insecta; Lepidoptera; Pieridae
Source: the annotation of a GenBank genome assembly